AUGAGGAUACACAUCCAGAACCUGCUCCUCUCUCUGCUCACCAUCUUCUUCUUGGGGAAUCUGCUGACCAGUGUUACCUGGUACAAGACCAACAGCCAUGUGAAAUCUCACCGGCAACCUCCUCGGAAGAAAAGUGUUCCAGUGUCUUCAGAGUGUAAAAACUGCAGCAAAUUCAUCACCGACAUAGCAAAACGUUACAGUCAGCCCUGGAAGAGGCAGGAGGGGAAUUACCAGAAGUUCAGCUCUCUGCUGAGCAGCAAGUGCCAAGGGGCUAAAAAUGCCAUUGUCACCCAGAGCAACACUCCACUGGGAUCGCAGAUUGUCUACAGCGGAGACCCGAAGAGGUCCAUUAAAGUGACACCACAUUUAUUCAGUAACUUUCCAAAGGACCAUCCUCUUCCCAAUAAGAAAUGGGACACUUGCUCUGUGGUGGGGAACGGCGGGAUCCUGGCCAACAGCAAAUGUGGAAAACAAAUCGAUUCAGCUCAGUUUGUGAUCAGAUGCAACCUCGCACCUUUGGACCGUGAAUGGGAGGAACACGUUGGCAAGAAGACUAACCUUGUGACAGCAAACCCGAGCAUCCUCCAAAAGAAGUUCUCCUCUCUGGACAACCAUCGUCGUCCAUUUGUGGAGAGUCUGCGCCGCUUCAGAGACGCCAUGCUGAUCCUGCCAACUUUCUCCUUUCGCUUGAACACUUUUCUGUGUCAGCGGGCCAUCUAUGCCAUCAGAGACUUUGAUAGUCCCAUUAGACCUGUGUCUUUCAACCCCCAGUAUCUGAAGAGUCUUUCGACCUACUGGACCUCUCAGGGCCUGAAGGAAGCUCGGCUCAGCACUGGCUUUAUGAUGGUUAAUCUGGCGCUGGAACUUUGCAACAGCGUGGAUCUGUAUGGAUUCUGGCCUUUCAGUUUCCACCCUCGGGACUUCCACCACCUGACGAACCACUACUACGAUAACAUGCCGGUUCGAAAGAGAUAUCACGCCAUGCCAGCCGAGUUCGACCGCCUGCUGAAACUGCACAAUCAGGGCAUCCUCAGGAUUCACCUUGGAGAAUGUGAGCAGUGA
Molecule: messenger RNA, 1062 nt
Organism: Salarias fasciatus (jewelled blenny)
Lineage: Eukaryota; Metazoa; Chordata; Actinopteri; Blenniiformes; Blenniidae
Product: alpha-2,8-sialyltransferase 8F-like
Exons: 7
Coding region: 1-1062 (353 amino acids)
Biological process (GO): oligosaccharide metabolic process; N-glycan processing
Molecular function (GO): alpha-N-acetylneuraminate alpha-2,8-sialyltransferase activity
Source: RefSeq, a predicted model, not a curated record